CCCUCUCGAGCUGCCCAGGACUAGAGAAACCGUGCACCCCGACAGCCCUAGCGACUCGGCGCCUCCCGGUGACCCCGGCCCGGCGGCUUCUCGGCUCACAAGGCCGGGCGUGCGCCGCUCCCGCUCCUGGCCCGCCAGGUGCCUCGGCUCAGCCGCGCCGCCCCUUCCUCCCCCUCCCGGCUCCUCUCGGUCUCCGCCUGGCGGCGCCAGGAGGCGGGUCUCGGGCGAGAGAUAAAGGCGGGCGCGGGCGCCGGGCUCCAUCUGUCUGGAGAGCAGCCGCGAGAAGGCGAGGAGGAGGCGCCAGGAGCCCGCAGGCCUGCCGCAGCCGCUGAGCUGAGGCCCAGGUCCGCGACGACGCUGCCGCGAUGGACGCGGUCCACGCGCUCCUCCCCCUGGCCCGUGACCUGGCGGCGCAGAAGCCCACGGGCAGGCAGGUGAAGCUGUACGCGUUGGGCGGCCUGCUGGCCCUCGUUGGCGCGGUACUCGGCCUGCUGGAGACCGUGUGCGGCCCCUUUGCGGCCGCCAGCCGCCUGCGGGACCAGGAGGCCGCGGUGGCCGAGCUGCGCGCCGCACGGGAGAGCCAGGCGCCGCGCACGCAGGCCGCGCGGGACGAGGCCCGGGGGCCCGAGCUGUGCGGCCGCGCGCCCUCCCCCGCCUCGAGCCCCCCGGGGCCGGGCUUCGGGGCGCGGGGCGCGGGCCUGCGGCGGGAGGACCCGAGCCACGCGCUGCUGUCCGCGGGGGCCUGCAGCUGACCUGCCUCACGGACCCCCGGGAGCCGCUGGGACUGAGUUUUGCUGCUGGGCGGCGCUGCCGGCCACGAUGUGUGCAAAACGUGCCUCCAGGAACUGACCCUCUGUCACUGUGCAGGAGGGAGGAAGCCAGCUUUUUAUACUGUUACAGUGAUCACCAUUUUGCACUUUGAAAUAAAAAGCAUUUUAUACGAUACGCCCUGCGGGGAGGGUGGUGGGUGGCGACGCCUCCCGGCCGGCGGCGCGCUAAGCCUGCACUUGGCUCACGCCAGGGGGCGCUGGUGCUGCUGAUACACGCUCACAAAUUUACUGAAGACGCCUUUUCCUUCGUGUUAGCGAUGGGAAGACUGAAAUUCCGACUUGUCCUCCAGACUUGGCGUCUUAAGAUCCUAAGGUACAUCAGGUUCUGACCUAGAAUUAGAGAACGGGCAGUAAGGGGCGAACUCCAGCGCCCAGAGAGAAAAGGCUGUCACUCACAGCUGCGUGCUGCAGGUUUCCUCCGUGACUGACACCUCGCUUCUUAGCUUUUUUAGUGAGACAGAAA
Heterocephalus glaber (naked mole-rat) is the source of this 1293-nucleotide messenger RNA. RefSeq names its product G0/G1 switch 2 (gene G0s2). The record is from RefSeq and is a predicted model, not a curated record. Lineage: Eukaryota; Metazoa; Chordata; Mammalia; Rodentia; Bathyergidae. Gene Ontology annotation, biological process: positive regulation of extrinsic apoptotic signaling pathway. Gene Ontology annotation, cellular component: mitochondrion.